AUGUAAAUCAGAGAUUUGUAGUUAGUGGAAUCUGAUCAAUCAAUCCACUUUUUUGCAUCAUUUUAAGCCGGAAUCUUAUCAAAUCAUUCCAAUGUUUGAAAAUUUUACGAUUAUGGCAGAUCAAUCCAAUUCAAACCUGAGCUCGAGUACCGACGACGGCGAUGGCGAUCGUCAAAGCCGGCUAAAACAGGCAAUCGACGGCGGAUUCAUCUCCGACGACGAAGGAUGGAGUUCAGAGAGUUCCGAUACGUCAAGGAGGAGUUUGGCGGCGAGUUUCCGAGAUUUUGCAGAGAGUAUGAUGAGGAGAGAAGUGGCGGAUCUGGAGAUGAUGAAGGUGAGGGAGGCGGCGAGGAUUGAGGCAGAGAAUCGGAGAUUGGAGAGGGAAAAUGAGUUGAUGGAGAUGAUAUUGAAGACGCAGUUGGAAAUUACUUCGUUUUUAUGUUCACGAACCGGUGAUCGGAAAAGGAGACGGAGUGAGAUUGACGACGGUGAUUCGCCGGAAUCUAUUCUAAGGGAAGGAGCAAUGCUACUAAGCUUACUCCAAUUCAAUUUAGGCAUAUGAGUGUUGCAUUUCAUGUAUUAUAUACAUGUAACUUUUUUUAUUUAUUUAUAAUUUUAAGUCGAUCUGAAUAUGAAUGUGUCUUUUUGUCUUAAUCAAUAAGCAGAAUCGAAAGGACAUGAAUACGGUUUAAAUUGCUUGCUAUGUUCUUUUUUCAAAAUGUUUGCUAACUUUUGAGUGUCAAUAUACGUACGUUGUGUAUGAACUGCUUUAUUAUAUAUGAAUUUACUGAAACAUGUAUUUGUUCAA
Molecule: messenger RNA, 808 nt
Organism: Cynara cardunculus var. scolymus (artichoke)
Lineage: Eukaryota; Viridiplantae; Streptophyta; Magnoliopsida; Asterales; Asteraceae
Exons: 2
Coding region: 92-562 (156 amino acids)
Source: RefSeq, a predicted model, not a curated record